AUGGGUAACUUUACCACAGUGACAGAAUUCCUCCUCAUGGGAUUUUCCAAUAUCUGGGAACUGCAGAUCUUACAUGCCAUGCUAUUCUUAUUGAUCUACCUGAUGGCUCUGACAGGGAACUUGCUCAUCUUCACCCUCAUCUCUCUUGAUGGACACCUCCACUCUCCCAUGUACUUCUUCCUGAAGAAUCUGUCCUUCUUGGAUCUUUGCUUCAUUUCUGUCACAGUCCCCAAAUCCAUUGUAAACUCCCUGAGCCGCAGUUGUUCCAUCUCCUACUUGGGAUGUGUAUUACAGGUCUUUUUAGUAAUUUUAUUUGCAGGAUCAGAGAUUUCACUUCUCACAGUGAUGUCUUAUGACCGAUAUGUAGCCAUCUGUCAGCCCCUGUACUAUGAAACCAUCAUGAUCAAAGAGUCUUGUGUGAAGAUGGCAGUUGCUUCCUGGUUCAGUGGAAGUGUAGUUGGGGCCAUGUACUCAGCUAGUACAUUUUCUUUGCCUUUCUGUGGCCCUAGGGAGAUCCAUCAGUUUUUCUGUGAUGUCCCUUCUUUACUCAGGAUCUCCUGCUCUGAAAACCACAUUGCAGUUCACGUGAAUAUAGCUAUUGGAUUUGGCUUUGUGGUUUUCUGCUGUAUUUCUGUCAUUCUGUCUUAUAGUCACAUCUUUUCAACUGUGCUGAAGAUUCCAACCACAGAGGGUCGAUCAAAAGCCUUUUCCACUUGCCUACCCCAUCUUAUUGUGUUCAUUGUUUUUAUCAUAACUGGUACCAUGGCCUACUUAAAACCACCUUUGGACUCUGACUCAGGUCUAGAUCUAUUGUUGUCUGUAUUCUAUACAGUGGUACCUCCAACCUUGAACCCUGUCAUUUAUAGCCUGAGGAACAAAGACAUGAAGACUUCCAUGAAAAAGUUCAUAGCUUGA
Molecule: messenger RNA, 915 nt
Organism: Antechinus flavipes (yellow-footed antechinus)
Lineage: Eukaryota; Metazoa; Chordata; Mammalia; Dasyuromorphia; Dasyuridae
Product: olfactory receptor 14A2-like
Exons: 1
Coding region: 1-915 (304 amino acids)
Biological process (GO): G protein-coupled receptor signaling pathway
Cellular component (GO): membrane
Molecular function (GO): olfactory receptor activity; odorant binding; G protein-coupled receptor activity
Source: RefSeq, a predicted model, not a curated record